AUGGCCAGCCAUCUCAGUCCUGAGUAUGAAGCUUGCUUCCAACGCCUCGCCGUCAUCAAAGCCAUUCAUGAGAGCAGCAAAUCCGCAUACUUUGAGAUGAGGGAGCGUCAGCAGAAUCGGCAAGACAUUACUAGGCUCAGAACUCGUAUUAAAGAGAUGGGAGAGAGGCGGAAGCAAGUUAAGAGACAGAUCCAGAGGGAGCUGCGGAAGAACCCGACUGUCUUGAAUGACAUAGAUUCGUGCACCAAUGGUUUUAUGUCAAAGUCACAAAUACCCAUGGACAUUAUGACCCAGAACUUUUGGGUGGACAAGGAGGGAGAGAGGGCACAAUCCAUUCCGAAGUUGCCACCUACUCCGGCCGCCGACUCAGCCGAUGAUAACUCUAAUGAGGCGGCAUUGGCUCUAGGGAAUGAGUCUCCCCGUGCAUCUCCUCCCCCUUCCUCCCCUCGCUUCAUACCUCGUAGUCCUCUCAGCAGCAAGCGGACUACCCCCGAGAGUGCCGAAGACCCUCCAUCUCCCAAGCGUCGUGCAGAUCGUCGUGACAUCACGACCAUCGCGGAGAUAGAUGAGAGCUUCUCCAAUCAGAAGAUCACAGAGACCCCAGCACGCAGCGGCGAAUGGUAUAUCGAUUUUUGCGACGCUGCCUUUGCAAAGUCACACAAUGAUCGGGUUGUUAUACACCCUAAGCGGAAGGCCGGGCGCCAAGUUGGCAGUGUCACCGUUGACAGCGCUUAUCGUCCUCGACAUGACCGAUCCGAUGACCAAAACAACGACGAGGAGAUUGCACAGCUUCUUGGUGAUAUUAAUCCCUCCCAUCCCCGACACCGUCCCAUACGACGAGCAGUCGCGACCAGACAGCGGACGAUAUUGUCACGGGAUCCAGACGGCACUCAAAAACCCGUUGAGAUUACCGCCAAGACGAUCUACUGGAUCAAGUGGCCAGAUGAUGGUCUCUGCUACCCAGCCUACGUUCUGCCAUGGAAAGCGUUCCCACGAUUCCGAAGCAAGAACUGGGCGCCAGUUGACUGUGGGCUGUUGCAGUCGGUAGAUCAGUUACCGGCCUGCUACGACAAAAGCUAUGGGUUCGAUGGCAUUUGGGCAGAGGGCUACAAAGAUGGCCAACGGAAGAUGGACAAGAGGCUAUACCCCGUUAUCUUCUUCACUCUUGAGAAGAUAUUCCCCUGGGAGUGUGAGACAGGUUGGGCUGCCGCGGAAGACUUUCGCGUCUACGACGGCGACAAGGAAGACCCUCAGUUCAAGGCGUCAGUCGAUCAUUGGCUAGCGAGAGAGGAUCGCCAGACUCCAGAUGAAGAAUUGAUCAGAUUGAAAUUAAUGCCACCGCCACUUGAUCGGGGAUCAUCGAGAAGCUCGAGCAGCGAACGAGGAUCAAGCCAAGAAGAGUCAUCUGAGAGUGAAAACAUCGAUGAAGAAAUUAGAAAAGCUUUUGCGGACUUGAACAGAUGCUUGAACAGUGAUCGAGGAUCGAGCCGAGAAGAGUCACCCGAGAGCGAGGACGAUGAUGACGGUAUCGGACUGGCUCUGCUGGGCGGUCUCAUGGAAUCUCAACCGAGACAAACUAGCAUUUCGUCGACUCAGCGCAGGUCACAGAGCGACGACAGCGAGUCGUCCCACUGCCAUCGCAGCACGUCCAUGUCGUCAGACGAAGGCACUCCUCCUGCGGACCUACCCAACCCUGAUGAAGAUGAGGAGUCAGAUAUCUAUAGUGAUGAUAACGUUGGGCCGUUCCCCGAUAAGAGUCCUAGCGAGGAAUCCGAUACCGAAACCCGCAGGCACGACCUCGAAGAAUCCCCUGUGAGGCCUUGGGAAUAUCCCACGUCCGACGAUGAGUACACUCUGGAGGAGAACCAUGAGGACGAGCAGGAGGACGAGGAGGGCAUACGAUUCGAUGAGCCAUCCACCCCGAGGAGAAGAGUUAUUUCCUCUGAACAGUGGGUGACUCAGGCUAUGGCUAGUGCUUCUCGUCAAGUGGACGCUUUCUGGGUUAGAAUUUUUCGAGAGUACUCUAAGGAGGCCGACGAGUUGUCAUCCUAG
Messenger RNA from Fusarium redolens, 2052 nucleotides. RefSeq lists its product as uncharacterized. The record is from RefSeq and is a predicted model, not a curated record. The coding region runs from base 1 to 2052 and encodes 683 amino acids. The transcript is spliced from 4 exons. Lineage: Eukaryota; Fungi; Ascomycota; Sordariomycetes; Hypocreales; Nectriaceae.